Arachis duranensis is the source of this 1241-nucleotide messenger RNA. RefSeq names its product binding partner of ACD11 1. Bases 206 to 1051 code for a protein of 281 amino acids. Lineage: Eukaryota; Viridiplantae; Streptophyta; Magnoliopsida; Fabales; Fabaceae. Gene Ontology annotation, molecular function: RNA binding. The transcript is spliced from 5 exons. The record is from RefSeq and is a predicted model, not a curated record.
ACGUCGCUCGCACGUGCCUCCCAUUUCCUCCGCACGUGCGCUCUCUAAAUCCCUCUUAAAAUCUCUCUCUCUCUCUCUGCAACUGCAACUUCUAUCUCCUCCAUUGACCCCCUCGCACUUCACCAGCAACACGCACUUUGCUCCGCCGACAACAAACUCAUUUUCCUUUUUUCCGUCACCGGAGAUCUCUGCCGGAUCAUUUCCGAUGUCGUCGAUAAAGACUGUUAAGGUCAGUAACGUUUCCUUGGGAGCUACUGAUCGAGACAUUAAGGAGUUCUUUUCUUUUUCUGGUGACAUUGAAUAUGUUGAGCUUCGGAGUCAUGAUGAACGGUCCCAAAUUGCUUAUGUUACCUUCAAGGAUGCACAGGGAGCUGAGACUGCAGUACUGCUAUCGGGAGCAACUAUAGUUGAUUUGUCGGUUACAAUAACUCCAGAUCCAGAUUACAAACUUCCACCUGCUGCCUUUGCAUCAGCUCCAAAAGAAAGUCAAGCUCCCGGUGGUGCUGAUUCUGCUUUAAGGAAGGCAGAGGAUGUGGUUUCAAGCAUGCUGGCCAAGGGCUUUAUCUUAGGGAAGGAUGCUGUCAACAAAGCAAAGACUUUUGAUGAGAAGCACCAAUUAACCUCAUCUGCCUCGGCAAAAGUUGCAUCUAUUGAUCAGAAAAUUGGGUUCAGUGAGAAAAUAACUGCUGGUGCUUCAGCUGUAAGUGGUAGAGUUCGAGAGGUUGACCAAAAGUUCCAGGUUUCAGAGAAGACCAAAUCGGCAUUUGCAGCUGCAGAGCAAAAAGUCAGUACUGCUGGUUCUGCCUUGAUGAAGAAUCGCUAUAUACUUACUGGUGCCUCCUGGGUAACAGGUGCUUUCAACAGGGUUUCUAAGGCGGCUGAGGAUGUAGGACAGAAGACGAAAGAGAAAGUAGUUAGCGCAGAAGAGCAACAGAAGCGACAAGUGGAAGAUCAGUAUGCGCAAGUCCUUUCUGAGUCCCCAAAAGCAGGUUCGGCAGCAAGUGAACAUCACUCUUCCAAGCCUGCCCCUGCUCAGGGUUUGAUCCUUUGAUUUGCUUCAUGUGUAUGUAUAUAUACCUACUAGGAUACUACGUUGAAAACUUCCCUGCAAACUGUUUCCAUAUGAUUUACCACCACCGUUUUCUUCCAUUGGAACUGCAUGGAGAAUUGUUUUUCUUGGACAAAUUUGCAAUUGUUUAAUUUUUUCUUCUAAAAGAUGAACUGAAUUUCGUAGGUGUGAA